CCAGGUCCUGCUGUCUAAGGGGAACCCAAAUGAAGUUACAAUAAAAGGCAAGCAGGUGCAGUGAUGGUGCAUGGACAGUUUUACCAGGCAUUUGAGCAAGAUAAUGCCUUUCUCAAGGUCAAUAUUGGGGGUCUUAAGAAAAAAGUGUCUCAGAGCAUCCUCCUGGAGUACCCUCACAGCAGACUUGGAAAGCUCCUCUGCUGUAAGACCCUGGAAGCCAGGAUAGAGCUGUGUGACGAUUACGACUUUGAAAACGAUGAAUUUUAUUUUGACAGAAGCCCAGUUAUGUUCAGAUACAUUCUGAAUUUCUACUCCACCGGCAAGCUGCAUGCAAUAGAAGGUGUUUGUGCCAGGAGCUUUGCCUUGGAGACAGAAUACUGGGGCAUCAGCGACGCUGCUAUCCACAGCUGCUGCAGCUACAACUUCCACAUGAGCCAGGCCAACGCUGAAGACAGAGAUGGAGAUAGUGACGAUCUCAGCAUGGUGGGACAAGAGGAAGUAUCCCCCAUACACAACCAAGAGGAGUUUACCAACCUACUGUAUGGGAGUUAUCGGAGACAACUCUGGCUUCUACUGGAGAACCCAGCCUACUCCUUGGCUUCCAAAGUGAUUACAGCCUUCUCUUUGACAGCCAUUCUGGUCUCCAUCAUCAUCAUGGGGGUCAACAGCUUGCCCGAGUUCCGCAACGAGGAAGACGCAGGUCUCAGAAGCGUUGAGACCACCUGCAUUAUCUUUUUUACUUUGGAAUUCUUGGCCAGAAUGAUGGUGACCCCGAGUCAGAAGAGAUUCUUUCUGAACCCGCUCAACAUCAUCGACCUGAUUUCGUUCACUCCCUUCUACAUGACCCUGGUGGUGGAAAGCAUUGAGGAGAACAACACGAGCUUGAAGAACAUAGGAAAGGUGGUCCAGGUUCUCAGGCUGCUGCGCAUUUUCAGAAUUCUCAAACUGGCCCGCCAUUCUCAUGGCCUGAAAGCCUUGGGCACUACCUUCAGGCAUAGUUAUCAGGAAAUCGGGGACCUGGUGGUCUUCAUGGCCGUCGGAAUCGCCAUCUUCGGAGCUCUGAUCUACUCGACUGAAAAGGAAGAGCAGGAGGCUGGUCUGUCAAGCAUUCCAAUGGGCUGGUGGUGGGCCACUGUCAGUAUGACAACCGUCGGCUUUGGAGACACCUACCCAGUGACCAUCGUCGGCAAGCUGGUCGGUGGACUUUGCAUUAUCUUCGGGCUUCUGAUGGUCACCUUGCCCGUCACAAUAAUAUUCAACCGCUUCUCCAAAUGUUAUCGCAGGGAACAGGCUAUUGACGCUACUCUGUGGAGCCAGGAACUGAAGAAAACGUCUACUGUGAACAUUAGAGAUGUGUACGCGAAGAGACUGCAUUCUUUUAUGAGGAUCAAAGCUUCUGCAUUAAAAGAAACUAGCAGUCCAAAUAACUAAGGUGGAAUAAGGCUGUUCAUGUUGUAAGUGUGGGAUCUAUUAUGAACGAUCAUUGGAAUUCAUCAGAUAAUGACGAAGAUAUCUGUGCAAGUAUGUCUAGUGUUGCAUGUUAGCAGCUUAAAUGGCAGGCAUAGACCUGAAUCCUUCUUGCGUCAAUGUAUCACCCUCAACUCCGGGCAGUUUUAAGGGUACCUAGUGUCAGCAUACUGUAGUACUGUGUAUUGCAUAACGUACCAAAAGGUCCUCUGCAGCGAAUGUGACUACAAAAGCCUCCUGCAUUAUAAGAUGCAAUGAUGAUCUUAAUAGCGUACCUAAUUCCAAAUAUGCAGCAGGUGUAAUGUAGAAUAUACAUUUUAUUUAGUCAUUUUUCCUAUUGGACUCCCACCAAUUAUUUGCCAUACUGUCUUGAGACCUGUGUACUUGGUUACAGUACUGCAUUACUUUUUACAGUACUUUUUUGUUCAGUGGGCACAGAGAGAUUGUACUACCAUUUCAUUCUACAAACUCCAUUGGUUCUUUUUGACUGCAUUGUCCUGUACGUUUGAAUGAACAAAUUAAGUACUGAUUGUACAUGCAAGUUACAGAAAGAAAUGAUAAAAGCAUUGUCUUUCAUUCCCACCAAAAAUCAAUUAUGCAUUAGCACAGAGCCUCUUAACCCCUAUGGUAUAUUUAGAAUAAGCUAGUUUUGCGAUUGGAUAUUUGAUACUUUAUGUCCUUUUACAACAAUAAAACAGACAUUUGAUUCCAAACAGAGAUGGCUUGGGCAGUUGUUAAAAACAUAUUGAUUUCAUGAUCGCCUUUUAUGGAGCAUUAAAAUGUCUUUUCUGUCUA
Acipenser ruthenus (sterlet) is the source of this 2262-nucleotide messenger RNA. RefSeq names its product potassium voltage-gated channel subfamily S member 3-like. The coding region runs from base 64 to 1431 and encodes 455 amino acids. Gene Ontology annotation, molecular function: voltage-gated potassium channel activity. Gene Ontology annotation, biological process: potassium ion transmembrane transport; protein homooligomerization. The transcript has a single exon. Lineage: Eukaryota; Metazoa; Chordata; Actinopteri; Acipenseriformes; Acipenseridae. The record is from RefSeq and is a predicted model, not a curated record. Gene Ontology annotation, cellular component: voltage-gated potassium channel complex; membrane.